AUGACUGCCGGAACUAGCGACUCAGGCACACAAACACCCUCCCCGCCCAUGGGGCAACCGAUCCUCGAUGGCGCCCAGUCGCCCUACACGUUCCCAACCGAGAAACUGAAGCGCCAACUGGUGCAGCCGGGCAAGACACCCCUGGUGCUGGUUGCAUGUGGUUCAUUUUCUCCCAUCACUUAUCUGCACCUCCGCAUGUUCGAGAUGGCGAGCGAUUUUGUCCGCUUCAAUACCGACUUCGAGGUUUGCGCCGGAUAUUUGUCACCGGUCAGCGACGCUUACAAGAAGGUGGGGCUAGCCCCGGGCUCCCACCGGGUCAACAUGUGCGGUCGGGCGGUUGAGCAAUCGCCCUGGCUCAUGGUCGACCCCUUCGAAACGGUGAAUAGCGACGAGAAUGGCGAGCCGCAAUACGUCCCAACGGCCAAGGUCUUGCGUCACUUCGACCACGAGAUCAACACCGUGCUUGGAGGCAUCGAGGGCACUGAUGGGCAGAUGAAGAAGGCCCGGAUUGCGCUCCUGGCUGGCGCCGACUUGGUCAUGUCCAUGGGGGAGCCCGGACUCUGGGCACCAAAGGACUUGGCCACCAUUCUCGGCUCGUACGGCGCGUUCAUCAUUGAGCGCUCGGGGACCGAUAUCGACGAAGCCCUGGCCUCGCUUAGGCAGUAUGAGGACAACAUCUGGGUGAUCAGCCAAGUCAUCCAGAACGAUAUCAGCUCCACGAAGGUCCGCCUGUUCUUGAAGAAGGAUCUCAGUGUCCGGUACCUGAUUCCGGACCCUGUUGUUGAUUACAUCAACGAGCACGGGCUGUUCGAGUCCAACUCAGCCAUGUCCCGGAGCCGGACACCAGAUGUUGGCCCUGAGCCUUCAAACUCGAAGCCUAUCAAGGGCUGA
Messenger RNA from Chaetomium fimeti, 891 nucleotides. RefSeq lists its product as uncharacterized. Gene Ontology annotation, biological process: NAD+ biosynthetic process. The record is from RefSeq and is a predicted model, not a curated record. Bases 1 to 891 code for a protein of 296 amino acids. Lineage: Eukaryota; Fungi; Ascomycota; Sordariomycetes; Sordariales; Chaetomiaceae. Gene Ontology annotation, molecular function: nicotinamide-nucleotide adenylyltransferase activity; nicotinate-nucleotide adenylyltransferase activity. The transcript has 6 exons.